AUGCCUCCUAUAAAUAAUUCAAAGUCAAAUAAUAGGCGCCGAUCUAUGCGCGAUGAAAUAGGAAAGGAAUAUGAUGGACAGUUUAAUGACGAUGAAAAUGAAAAACGCAGUCGACGCGUUAAUAGGCCUACCAAUGACCCACGUCGUCAGUCAUUAGGUCUUGGAAAUCGAAAUGUAAAUGCGACACCAAUGCGGAACUCAGCUACACCAGGCCCAGUGUUUUCUGCUGCUGAUUCUCCAGGAUUCAGGACCGUUCCUAUUAUGGCUAGUUUUGAAGAUGUGAUGAAUCUUGUCAAAAACAAUAAGAUUACAGAAAGUAACUCGUGGAAUUAUCAACUAAUUGAUUACUUCCAUGACAUGUCAGUACUCAAAGAAGGAGAUGGAAUUAACUUUCAAAAGGCUUCAUUUACCCUUGAUGGGUGUGUUAAAAUUUAUACGUCGCGUGUUGACUCAGUGUCUUCAGAGACUACAAAACUUUUAAGUGGUCUUUCUGAGCAAUCUGGAAACGGAAAAAAGGAUGGAAAGAAUCAGGAAGAUGAAAAUGAAGGUGAUAUUGUUGAAUCAAGACAAAAAUCUCGAAAACGAAACAGAGGAGAGUCAACACUUGCUAAGGAUUUUUCUGAAAUCAAGGCCAAGAAACUUGAGCUUGAGCUUGCUGUCGAUCCACUUUUUCGUAAAGUCAUGGCAGAUUUUAACGAGGGUGGAGCCCAUAGUCUAUUAUUAAACAGUUUGAGCAUUGAUGGAACCGGUCGCGUCGUUUUUGAUGGACAAAGUGAUGCAAAUGGAGAUGCAGAGAAAGAAUCAAAUACAGCAAUGCCCCCACCAGACACACAAAUACCCACAGCACAAGAAACGCUAAAAUCUCAAAAAAAUGUCAUUCAAAUUGAUUUAGAUCUUCUCCGAGAGCGAUUUUUCCCUGAUAUAGAAGAGCUUAAUGAGAUGAGCGUUUGUCCAUCUUUACCUCGUUUGGAAGAGAUUGUCAAGGACCCAUCUAACUCUGUUUCUAUUAUACCUGACGUGGAGACGCUACAAAUGGAAGAAGCUGAUCGCAUAGAGCAGCAAAGAAGAAUGAUGCAAACAAGUAUAAGCACAUCAAUUUCUUCGACACUUCCUUCAGAAAACCAGCAACAGUACUCUCAUGAAGAUGACGAUGAUGACAUAGUAGACGGUGCAGCAUUUAUUCAGCAAAAAUUAGCUGCAACACAGCCCAAUAAUGGAUCAGAGCAUGUGGGACAAGAAAACCAGAAUAGCGGUGAAAACGAAUUAGGCGGUGACUAUGGUGGUGAUUAUGAUAAUGAUUAUGGGGGUGACUAUGACGGUGGUUAUGGUAGCAAUGAUGACGACGAUGAUGGUGAUAUAGGUGCAUUUGGAUUGAUAGACCCUGAAGUUGAUGGAGAAGUCACUUUUGGCGAGCCAGAUGUACCGACUCAAAAGAAUAUUAAUGAUGAUGUUGACAUGGAAGAACCCCAACAGAUCAAUGAAAAGGCCAAUGAAGUCUCCGGCGAAAAAGGACAGGAAGCUUUUACUCAGAUUAUGGCAUACUUUGAUGAAAACUUAAAGUCUAACUGGGCUGGCCCAGUUCACUGGAAAAUUCAAAAAGUAAAGAAUCUUAUUUGCGUUGAUCAAAAUCCCCAGGAACCCGAUGCGGUAGCUCCAAAACCUAUUGAAGAGAUUCAGGAAGAAGCUUUGGAUGGUAUAGACCCAUUGCAACUAGGUUCUGAAGAACCAGCGCCUCCUGUCACAACAGAUGGAAAGAAAAAAGUUCGAAGACGAAAAGAGAUCAUGACCAUUGAUAUGCUAAACGACCAGGAUGUUAUGGAUGAUGACAUUUUUAUUUCUGGUGAAAGCCGGAUAUAUAUUCCACGAAAUCAACGCAACAUUACUACAAACCUUUUGCCAGAAGAUAUGCAUUUCCAGUCUGAUGAUUUGAUUCAUCUUUUUUACAAGCCAAAGGCAACUCUUUUUCGCAAAAAUAACAGUGUCACUGAGGUUAGUGUUCACAUUGAUUCAAUUGGUGAUAAGAACGUUGAUGCCGAAGGCUUACCGAAGCCAGAUGAUUUCAUUGAUGAAAAUUUUUUUGCUGGUCAUAUGAAUGAAAAUGGUCAAACUGAUAUCCAUCCAAGCUUUGGAGACGAUGCAUUUCCGGCAUUUGAUAAUGAUGGUGGAGACGAUGAUGACAAUGAUUACGGUGGCGACUAUGGGGACGACGAUAUGGAUGAAAACACAUUCCCAGACGCCACACAGGCUGAUCCUUUUGGUUCUAAUGGUGAUGAAAGACUGGGAAGUGUUGGACUGGAUGGUACCCGUAUAGACUUAUUGGGAAGUGUGCGGGCUCGACCAGAAUACGUUCCAUAUGCCCGGUCAGCCAAACGAGUAGAUCUAAAGCGUCUAAAAGAUAACUUUUGGAAAUUAUUGGAUCUCGAUGAAGCCAGCAAUAAUGAAGAAAUGGAAAUUGAAACAGAAGAAGAAAGUUUGCCACCUCCAGAAAAGUCACCUUCUAUCCACCACGAAGAGCGCAUGUUUUCUUCAAUGAUGAAAAACUUAGACACAAUAUAUCAGGGCCGGCAGCUUCAAGAUAUUUCAACUAGCUUUUGCUUUAUCUCGCUACUUCACUUGGCAAAUGAGAAAGGUCUUGUACUGGAAUCACGAGAAGAUUACACAGACAUUGCUAUUAAACGAGAUUUGAAUGUUAGAAAAGAUCAACUUUCUGCAUAA
Magnusiomyces paraingens is the source of this 2715-nucleotide messenger RNA. RefSeq lists its product as uncharacterized. Gene Ontology annotation, biological process: mitotic chromosome condensation. The coding region runs from base 1 to 2715 and encodes 904 amino acids. Gene Ontology annotation, cellular component: condensin complex. The transcript has a single exon. The record is from RefSeq and is a predicted model, not a curated record. Lineage: Eukaryota; Fungi; Ascomycota; Dipodascomycetes; Dipodascales; Dipodascaceae. Gene Ontology annotation, molecular function: chromatin binding.